GCCCAUUUCAUUUGAUUUUCUUUGAGAACUACGGGUUUUGUGCUUUGUUUGUAAACCAUGAAUGGGAUCAGUAUUCAACUGAGUGAUCAAGCUAACAGACUCAUCUCUGAAAGUGCGUUUGUUCCAUUCUACCAUACAUUAACUCCUGGAUCGUCCAGCCUAUCCAAGUGUGGUACCCUCAUCCCAAACCGCAUAUUUGUCGGAGGAAUACCAUCAAAUACAACUGAACAAGAACUCAAGUCUUUCUUUUCAAGCCUUGGUCAGGUAAAAGAUGUCAAAAUUAUAAAUGAUCGCCCUGGGGCAUCUAAAGGGAGUUAUGGAUUUGUCACUUUCGAAAGUCAGGAAAUAGCUGAACAAAUUAUCAAGAAUGAGUCCGAAAAACUCAUUUUCAAAGACCGUAAACUCAAUAUAAGUCAUGCGAUUCGUAGACAGCAAAUUCUUCCUCGAACAGACUUAACAACAACCUUGUUUUUCGCCGGAAGUGCUGUACCUUAUAGUUUUCAAAAUAGUAUGGCUGUAUUACCUUUACCUGGCCAAGAGUACUCCGUUCUGACUCCGACUGCAGCUCCUUACGCCACAGUGAUGCUUCCUCAACCGGAUGGAGGAACAACUAUCUACUUUCCUUUUUUAAAUCCAACUCUCGCUGGUGCCGGAUCACCAUAUACACACAUUCCACAGCAUGCAGUAACAGCAGCACUUCAGCAACAAUUUAACCAAACAGGGAAUGCUUCUUGUUUGGCUCCAACGGUUGUGGGUCAAAUAACACCAAUCAGCGCUAGCAUUAACAACACUAAUGCCCAACCUCACUCAACACCUGCAGUAAUAACAGCAGCAGCAGCUGCUGCUAUGGCUGCCGUUGUUCAACGUCCACAACAUCCAGUUCAGAAUAAUCAACAACAUUCCCAACAAUCGUCUAAUGUGGCAGUAACUCAUAGUGCUUCACAUUUAAACAAAGAGUAUUCGAUCAACCAUUUAUCGACAAUCACACAGCAUCAAUCGGCAAUCACAGCUCAGCAUCCAGCCAAUUGGCUUUGGCCACCGGGUGUACAGCAGCCUCAGAAUACAAUUUAUAGAACAAGUCCCCAAACUACCAUGUGCACUAAUGAUACAUCUUCAUGUAUAAGAGCUACUACAUCAACACCAACAAUAACUACUUCAAAUCUUCAACUUCCACAACAGUAUGCAACAAAUGCAACAUAUUUGUAUAGCCCAUUAACUGGGUCUAGUCAUGAACUGAUGUUGUUUCAUCAAACCAGUUCGCCAUUCACUGGCAGUUCAACUAGUGAUUACCAUACUGACAAUAGUGCACAUUCAUCCGGUAUAUUGGAAUCAGCUGAGUCUUUAAGUUAUAAUGGUACACUAGUCAAUCGUCAAACUCAACAAUUUGGAAAACAGUUAACUGAUAUUUAUAACAAUAAUCUGAAUAAUAAUACUCAAAUAGAUGGUUCAUGUUUAUCACCAUACGCUACAAUAACAUCAAUUUUAGGAUUUCAUCCACAUUCUAAUUGUAUGGGACAAUCAAAUUCGAUACAUCAAAUGCCACCAACACAUUUACAACAUAAUUUACAUCAAAAUCAUCAAACAACUACAUUAGUAUCAAUAGUUAAUCCAUCACAUCCUAAUAAAAUAUUUACUGGUAAUAAUUAUACUCGCCAUUUAUCAACUGCUGUCUACGGAAAUCCUUCGCAAACUAGAAAUGAUACAAUAUCAUCAAUCGAUAUGAGUUUAUCAUCAAAUGAACAGCAUAACAACAUGAUAUCAUCAAUUGAUCAUUUGCAAUCAUGUUGUACAAUCGGGGCUAUUCAAAGUAAAACUGGUACAUCACCAUCUCCAUCAACAACAUCAGCAAUAGCAGCAGCAUCAGUGCCCACAGCAGCAUCAGCAGUACAAGUUGUAUUACCAUGUUUCUUAACUUCUACAAGUACAUCAUCUUAAUAUAUUUGGGUAUUUUUUUUUUUUGAGAAUAAUUUAUUUUAAAGCUUAACGUCUAAAAAUGAUAUACUAUUAAAAAAAAGUUUCAAAGAAUUUCUUAAUAGAAGAAAAUGAUAGACGAAAUUUGUUUAGUUAGUUUGUGUAAUAAGAAAAUUGAGUGAAACAGAAAGCAGAAAAACAAAGUGUGAAAAUAAAAUAAAUAGUAUGUGUUGUAAUUCAGUAAAGAAGAACUAGUUAUCUCUCUAGGAUUACUUACUCACCACCGUCUUAUAUUCUGUUAAUUUUGAAUUUAUUUUCUUCCUUUUGUCUAAUCAACUUUUUUUAUUAACCCAACUAUAAUUAAUCAUUUCAUCUAUUGGUUUUUACUAAUAUGAACUUCUUCUAAGCUUCGUUUAUUAGUGCUGGCUGACAUGAGCUA
Messenger RNA from Schistosoma turkestanicum, 2350 nucleotides. Lineage: Eukaryota; Metazoa; Platyhelminthes; Trematoda; Strigeidida; Schistosomatidae. The record is from the annotation of a GenBank genome assembly.